GUUCCUGCACAUGUAGGGAUAGAAGGGAAUGAAAUUGUGGAUGUACUGGCAAAAAGAUCUAUAAAACAUGAAACAGUUGAUAUACAAGUACCAUUAAGUAGAGCAGAGAUCAAAACCAUUAUAAAGGGACACACGCAUAAAAUAUGGCAGGAAUACUGGGACACAAAUGACACCGGACGACACCUAUAUGCCAUACAAAAACAAGUAGCCAUGAGUGUGAGGCAGGGCAGAAACCCAAAGGAAGAGAUGAUAAUUAUGCGUCUUAGAAUAGGUCAUGCUGGAUUAAAUCUAGCAUUAAACAGAAUAAGAAAACACUCCACUGGACUCUGCACACACUGCAGUACACAAGAGAAAGUGAAACACAUUCUGUUAGACUGCAAAAGGUAUGAGGAGGAAAGAGCUGAGCUAGAGAUGCAGAUUGGAAAACAACUACUAGACACUAGAGAACUUGCUGGGGAAAACAUCUGGGUUAAUGCACCGCCCCCUAAUAAACUAUUUAAAAAGUACUGGUAUAAGUGAGAGAAUUUAGUAAUCUAUAGUACGAAUAACUAGUAUAUAGCUAUUUAUCUCUUUAUUUUCUUUUAUGUAUGCAGUAUUGUUUUGGUAUUAUUAUUAUUAGUGGGUUUUUUUCUAUUUAAUUUUAGUAUUAUUAUUAUUACUGUUAUUAUUUUAUUUAUUAAUUUUACAAUUUUUUUUUUCCUGCCAAUCUACUGCCCGCACUCCAGUCCAGUAGGUGGCGGUAAUACACCUUUAGUGGUUUGCCAACCGCCAUUAAAAACAAAAAGAAGAAGACGACGAAGCCGACGUAGCCACAUGCUGCGGAAGUAUAGUGUUAACUACAAGGUUUUUGGCUGAAUUUACAUCUCAUAGCGUUUAAUAGCCGUUUAAAGAUUGCACCAUGUCGAUUUCACUGUUAAGAAGGGGACUCGAACUGCUUAAUGAAGAUCUGAAAGGUGUGGCCAAGGGUCCGAAGAAAAAGUGCACCAAGAAAGCAUCAGUGAUGGAUCAGAUUAGCACCAAUAAGCAGGGUGUUAGGAAGCAGCUCCGCCGACUGCAGCCCCACAACACAACCCGAAAAAACAAAGCCACAGUCAAAGACAAGCAGAUCAGAAAUGCCUUAGAGGAAUACAGAAAGAAGCAGAAGAAAAGUCAGCUCAAUUCCAACCUGCAGUAUUUCCUGGGAAACAGCUAUAAAAUGCAGACAAGCUGCACACAGAAGAUCGUGCAUCAGAACGUAGGCCGUCAAUCCCGGCACCAGCCAGAGAAACCCGUCAAGAAACAAGAAAAACAAUCCAUAUUCACCGAGGCGGAAUUCCAAAAGUUCCAGGAGGAAUACUUUUCUAAUCGUUGAUCUCAAUAUUGACUACUGUGGACACUUGUAUGAUUAUGUGGAAGAGGAAUCCUGCAUUCCAGGAACAUGUUUGGAGAAGUCACAUGAACAGACAUACAGAAAUCCAAUUUCCAUUUUUGACAAAAAUUAAUAGUUUUCGAUUUGUGUUUUUCAAAUAAAUAUUUGUUUGAUGGUUUGCCAAAAGCUGUGUUUCAUGUUGUAUCAUCUAUGUCAGGGCAUCAAUGUCAGGGCAUCUUUCUAUAUCAGCAGCUCUGACAGUACUCACAGCUGCCG
Messenger RNA from Ictalurus furcatus (blue catfish), 1624 nucleotides. It is a transcript of the gene rps19bp1, whose product is annotated as ribosomal protein S19 binding protein 1. Gene Ontology annotation, molecular function: enzyme binding. Lineage: Eukaryota; Metazoa; Chordata; Actinopteri; Siluriformes; Ictaluridae. The transcript is spliced from 4 exons. Gene Ontology annotation, cellular component: nucleolus. The coding region runs from base 899 to 1351 and encodes 150 amino acids. The record is from RefSeq and is a predicted model, not a curated record.